Molecule: messenger RNA, 864 nt
Organism: Onychostoma macrolepis
Lineage: Eukaryota; Metazoa; Chordata; Actinopteri; Cypriniformes; Cyprinidae
Product: SLAM family member 9-like
Exons: 6
Coding region: 1-864 (287 amino acids)
Source: RefSeq, a predicted model, not a curated record
AUGUUUAUUUUCAUAUGUUUGUGCUCAUGGAGCCUGACUGGUGUGUUUGGUGUUGAUGAAGUGAAGUCAGUGUCAGUGACGGAGGGAGAUUCUGUCACUCUAAACUCUGAUGAUACUGAUAUAAUGGGAGAUGAACUGAUAAUGUGGAGAUUUGGAAACAACAACAGUCUCAUAGCUAAAAUGAACAGAAAGGACAAUAAGGGACAGUUUAUUGAUGAGAGAUUCAGAGACAGACUGAAGCUGGAUCAGACUGGAUCUCUGAGCAUCACAAACACCAGAACCACAGACUCUGGACUUUAUAAAGUCACCAGCACCAGAACAGAGACACCACUCAACACAUACAAUCUCAUUGUUUAUGCUCAUCUGCCUGUUCCUGUCAUCAGCAGUAAUUCAUCAUCGCAAGGAUCAUCAGUGUCCAGUUGUGUGUUUCUGUGUUCAGUGGUGAAUGUGGGUCAUGUGACUCUCUCCUGGUACAAAGGAAACAGUUUAUUGUCCAGCAUCAGUGUGUCUCAUCUCAGCAGAAGUCUUUCUUUAUCUCUGGAGUGUCUGGAUGAUUCCUACAGCUGUGUGCUGAACAAUCCUAUCAGCAACCAGACGAGACAUCUCAACAACACUGAGAUCUGUCAGCCAUGUUCAGACUCUGUAUCUCUGAUAGUGUUGAUCUCUGCUGCUUCUGUUGGAUCUCUGUUGAUCGUAGCUGCUGUCGGGAUCUUCUGCAUCUGCAGCAAACACAGAAAAACAGACCAAGAAGUUCAGACCCGUGAUAGAGAGAUCACUUACGCUGAUCCCACAUUUUACAAAAGACAUAAAUCGAGUGCUACAGAGCAGGAUAAUGUGGUGUACGCAGGAGUCUCAAGACGUUGA